Molecule: messenger RNA, 840 nt
Organism: Bipolaris sorokiniana ND90Pr
Lineage: Eukaryota; Fungi; Ascomycota; Dothideomycetes; Pleosporales; Pleosporaceae
Exons: 2
Coding region: 1-840 (279 amino acids)
Molecular function (GO): carbon-sulfur lyase activity
Source: RefSeq, a predicted model, not a curated record
AUGCGCUCCUCCCUCUCCGUCCGCCGAUUAAGCCGAAGAUCCGCUUCAAUACGCACACAACAAGCGCCUCCUCCACCACAACAACACCCACCAUCAACAUCAACCCUAGAAGCCAAAACCGCUCUCCCCGCCGCCUUCCAAAGAGACUACUCCGCCACGGCAACUCAAGGUCCAACUCUGCGAUCAUGCUCUCCCCCUAUAUCUUCCACACGCCGCACCCGCGCUAGCACAACAACCGUUAUACCGGGCCGUAGCACGUACCGCAGCAAGCUGGAUCCCGCCGCUACCGCCGAAACAACAACUACGACUAUUACUGCACCGUAUUUCGGGCUCACAGGCCUAUCUUCUCCUACCUCUCCAUCGACUUCAGGCGUGCCCCCAGCACCAGCACCAGCACCAGCGCAAGAAGCAACAGCAACAUGUCUCUGCGGCGCAGUCCACCUCGCGUUUCCUACCACGACACCAGGUCUCGUAGCGUCCUUUGUAUGUUACUGCGCUGAUUGCAGGAAAGGAGGGGCCGAGGCGGGUGUUGUUGUUAAAGACGAAUACUUAAAACACCUUCGUGGAACUUUGAAUCUCUCUUCCUUCUCACAAUCCGUAUUUACCCCUUCGAGCCACAGCUCCACCACGUUCUUCUGUCAGGCGUGCGGAUCGAAUAUGUACAGGGUUGGUGUUGCAUUUCCCGGUUGCGCGAUUGUGCGGCUGGGUACGGUGGAUGAUGCACGGCUUGCUGAGGGCAUGUUGAGGCCGACACGGGAGCUGUGUGUGAAGGAGCGGGCGAGUUGGGCGGGUGGGGUCAAAGGGGACGAGGUGAAGAGGAGAGUGGGGUUGUUUUCAUGA